Messenger RNA from Iphiclides podalirius (scarce swallowtail), 867 nucleotides. The record is from the annotation of a GenBank genome assembly. NCBI's taxonomy places the organism in Eukaryota, Metazoa, Arthropoda, Insecta, Lepidoptera, Papilionidae.
AUGAAUAAAAUAUUUGCUUUGAGAAAUUUUCGUCGUUUGGUUGACUUCAGAAGCAUAACAACUAGAAUUACGGCAGAAGGAAAAGAUGUACCCAAGACAAAGAAUACUGAAAAUAGAAUAACAUUAAUUGGAUCAGAUAAUUCAGUUAGUAUCACAGAUCUCAAGAGCGCUCAGAGUAUAUCACUUAGACGAGAAUUAAAAUUAGUUAAGAUUCAAGACAUUGACACAAAAACUAGGCGACCAGUAUAUAAGUUAUUAACAAAUGCUCAAUACCAUGAAGAGGAACUUGCUAAGAGAAAAGAAAAACAGGUUAAGAAAGAGAAUGAGUUGACAAAGGGGCAAAAGUUAAUUACUUUAUCAACUCGCAUUGCUGAAAAUGACCUUAUGACAGGUGUAAAGAAAAUGAUAAAGCUCCUAGAAAAACAAUAUGAAGUCAAGGUUGUUGUGUCAGGCGCAGAAGAAGACUCUACACAAAGCUUGGAAAAAAUAUAUGCAGUUAUUGAAAAGAAUAUCAAGUCUGUUGGUAAAGCUGUACAAAAGAGAAGCAAAGGCAACAAUUUGAAGUUUCAGAUGAUCCCCUUGAGAGAGAAGCCAUCUCAGGAUGAAAACCCUAGUUCACAGCAGAAACGUACGUCUCAACCCCUCUGCAAGGUGCCAGCGGAACAGUCCUCCGACGGGGCACGUACACGAAGUGCGUGGACUCCUGAAUACAAACAGAGUUUGUCCUUCUACGCAUAUAUGACAUACGCGUAUCGGUCAUUGUUGGCCGUUGGCAAAUCAGUGUUGAGGGUCCUGCCCCACGUUAGCAGAGGCGACACGGUGCCCACCACGGGCGCAGCGCGCGCUGCACCUUUUAUGAUGUCCUGG